Molecule: messenger RNA, 2245 nt
Organism: Cuscuta epithymum
Lineage: Eukaryota; Viridiplantae; Streptophyta; Magnoliopsida; Solanales; Convolvulaceae
Source: the annotation of a GenBank genome assembly
UAUAGGGCCUAAUUUCAUUUCAUUCCUUCUAAAACCUGAACCGCUUGGAAGGGGAAGAAUCUUCUCGAAGCCACUCCCCCACCCUCUUAUAAUCAGAAGUUCUAGCACGCGAUAAGCCCUAGCUAACCCACUCAAAAACAACCAGUUCUCACAAGAAAACUCUUUACCAAGCAGGCGAACAAACUCUCGAGAAAUGGCUUCAGCUAAUGCCAUCUCAACUGCUUCAGUCCUUGCUUCACCUUCCAAUCAAGGAGGUUUAAGGAGCAGGAAGGCUGGCCAAUUCCAGGGGAGGAGGAAUUUCAAUCCCAAGCCCUCCAAGAGCGGGUUUGUUGUUAAGGCUAAUGCCAAGGAAAUAGCGUUUGACCAAAAAUCCAGGAGCGCUCUUCAAGCUGGUAUUGAUAAGCUUGCUGAUGCGGUCGGCCUCACUCUUGGACCCAGAGGGAGGAAUGUAGUGUUGGAUGAAUUUGGAACUCCUAAAGUUGUUAAUGAUGGGGUGACAAUUGCUCGUGCUAUUGAGCUUCCUGAUGCUAUGGAAAAUGCUGGUGCAGCACUCAUUAGGGAGGUGGCAAGCAAAACCAAUGAUUCUGCUGGUGAUGGGACAACAACUGCAUCUGUGCUUGCUCGUGAAAUGAUCAAGCUCGGUCUAUUGAGUGUUACUUCUGGUGCUAACCCUGUUUCCAUUAAGAAGGGCAUUGAGAAAACUGUACAUGGCUUGGUAGAAGCACUUGAAGUCAAAGCUAGGCCAGUUAAAGGUCGUGAGGAUAUUAAAGCAAUUGCUUCAAUCUCGGCUGGUAAUGAUGAGGUCAUUGGCACCAUGAUUGCGGAUGCAAUUGAUAAAGUUGGCCCUGAUGGUGUGUUAUCAAUUGAGUCAUCUUCCUCUUUUGAAACUACUGUCCAUGUAGAAGAGGGAAUGGAGAUAGAUAGAGGAUAUGUAUCCCCUCAAUUCGUCACCAAUUCUGAGAAGUUGAUUGUCGAGUUUGAAAAUGCCAGGGUUUUAGUUACGGAUCAAAAGAUAUCUGCAAUCAAAGACAUUAUUCCAUUGCUGGAAAAAACAACACAAUUAAGAGCUCCACUUCUCAUUAUUGCUGAAGAUGUUAGUGGGGAAGCCUUGGCAACUUUAGUUGUCAACAAGCUGAGAGGCAUUCUUAACGUCGCUGCUAUUAAAGCACCUGGGUUUGGAGAUAGAAGAAAGGCACUUCUGCAAGAUAUUGCCAUUGUAACAGGGGCCGAGUACCAAGCAAGUGAUAUGGGGCUGCUUGUAGAAAACACACAGGUUGAAGCACUUGGCAUUGCUCGAAAAGUGACCAUAACCAAGGACUCAACAACCAUCAUUGCUGAUGCCGCUUCAAAGGAUGAGAUACAGUCAAGGAUAGCUCAGCUAAAAAAUGAACUGCUUGAAACAGAUUCAGUAUAUGAUUCUGAGAAGCUCGCUGAGAGAAUUGCCAAACUCUCAGGCGGUGUUGCUGUAAUAAAAGUUGGUGCAGCAACAGAGACUGAGCUUGAGGACCGGAAGCUUCGUAUUGAGGAUGCUAAAAAUGCUACUUUUGCAGCUAUUGAGGAGGGUAUUGUUCCCGGUGGUGGUGCUGCCCUUGUUCACCUCUCAUCUCAUGUUCCUGCAAUUAAGGAGAAGUUUGAGGAUGCUGAGGAGAAAUUAGGUGCUGACAUUGUGCAAAAGGCACUCUUGGCACCAGCAUCUUUGAUAGCCCAAAAUGCUGGGAUUGAGGGCGAGGUGGUGGUGGAGAAGCUGAAGGACAGCGAGUGGGAAAUGGGAUACAAUGCAAUGACGGACAAGUAUGAGAACCUUGUGGAAGCAGGGGUCAUUGAUCCGGCCAAGGUCACCAGGUGUGCUCUGCAGAAUGCUGCUUCCGUGGCCGGGAUGGUGCUUACCACCCAAGCCAUUGUUGUGGAGAAGCGCACACCAAAGUCACCCUCAGUUGGAGCUCCUCAGGGGCUUACCGUCUAAUUAUGAAUAGAAUCAUUUAUAGCAGCCGAGCAUGUCUCAUGUUGUAGGAAUUUUUGUGCACUUUGUGAGGUUUACUUUACACACUCGUCAUUGUAAGGUUGUAAGCUGAAGUAGAAGGAAAAUCCUCUUGAGAGUUCAUGGAUUUCAUGUUUUAAGGCUUUCUAGACUGCAGAAAUGAUUGGUAAUAAAGUUGAGGCGUCUACUAUGAUGUUGCAAUAUCAUUUUUUGUUACUACUUUUGCUUCAAAGGUUAAUCCGUUUACUUCAUUUUUUUUAUCGUCAA